UGCCUAAGCAACGAAACCCUCGACUUCAGCGGCCUGCCCCAAUCGGUCCCCAGCGAAUAUCGCCGCUCCUGCUCUUCCCGGAGAACAGCGGCGCCGCCUCGCUCGCUUUUCCUGCCAGCUUGAGCCUUGAUCGGGCAGCCCUUUGGAUCGCUGAACAGGGAAGUGAACAAGAUGAACCCUUCUUUCUCUUCUCCUACUACCAAUCUCCUCGACGAGGCUCUUGGGAUCGGUUGCACCGGUUCUGUACCGUGGCGCAUUGCCCUUGUCCAGGACUGCGUCGAGGCCAGCGGUGCUUUCCUCCUGCACCACCUCUUGAAGCGCUCCCUCUCCGCUGAAGCUGCCGGGGCCGUUGUGUUCCUCGGCCUCGCGCAGCCGUUCUCCCACUAUGACCGUGUCCUGCGGAAGAUGGGAUGCAAUCUAUCAUUGCAAAGGAACAAGAAUAAACUUCAUUUUAUCGACUUGCUUGAUUUAGAGUUUCUGGUGGCAGGUGGAACAGAUCAAAAUGCUAUCGAAGAUGGAUUCAUGAAUUUGUAUAAUAGGAUUUUGAGGUUUAUAGAAGCUAAUAACUUGAUGCAUAACAAUGGAGGAUGGAUUCGUAUCAUAAUUGAUGAUAUCUCUCUUUUGGAAAUAGCUGCUCAGGGCUCUAGCAGUCAUACCUUUGACUUUCUUCAGUAUUGCGCAACCCUUACCUCUGAACUGGAUUGUUCUCUGUUGAUUCUGAAUCAUGGAGAUAUUUAUUCAAGUGAAGAAGACCAGUGUCUGCUCUCGCAUCUGGACUACUUAUCGGAUGUUGUGAUAAAAGCAGAAACUCUAUCUACUGGUAUAGCUGUUGAUGUCCAUGGUCAGUUGACUAUCAUAAACAAGAGGGCCUUGGGUGAACUUGGAUGGUCAAGUAGCAAAGUUUACAAUUUCCAAUUCAAACUGAAGGAAAAUGCCGUUGAAUUCUUCUAUCCAGGGACCAAAUUCUAGGCCAUUUCGCCAUUAACUUCAUCGUGUUCUCUUUGUAUUAAUCUUCAUGGAACAAAGUAGUCUUGUUUAUUGUAAAUGUGAGCAGGCCCACAGUCUAACUAGUUCUUAGUGUAUUACAGUUAAAAUCUUAUACUUUCUAUUCUGAUAAAUUUGAUUGGGUUAUAUUUGAAUGUCA
This is a messenger RNA of Zingiber officinale, 1144 nucleotides long. Its product is annotated as elongator complex protein 6-like. Bases 172 to 969 code for a protein of 265 amino acids. The transcript is spliced from 5 exons. The record is from RefSeq and is a predicted model, not a curated record. Gene Ontology annotation, cellular component: elongator holoenzyme complex. Gene Ontology annotation, biological process: tRNA wobble uridine modification. NCBI's taxonomy places the organism in Eukaryota, Viridiplantae, Streptophyta, Magnoliopsida, Zingiberales, Zingiberaceae.